Anastrepha obliqua is the source of this 2122-nucleotide messenger RNA. RefSeq names its product tRNA (uracil-5-)-methyltransferase homolog A. Gene Ontology annotation, biological process: RNA processing. The record is from RefSeq and is a predicted model, not a curated record. Lineage: Eukaryota; Metazoa; Arthropoda; Insecta; Diptera; Tephritidae. The coding region runs from base 100 to 1941 and encodes 613 amino acids. Gene Ontology annotation, molecular function: RNA binding; RNA methyltransferase activity. The transcript is spliced from 4 exons.
AGUACGCCCCACAUGUUCAAAAGAAUAUAGGCUAGACGAAGAACAGUUUUAACAAAUUAAUUUUAAUAUUUACUAAUAUUGAUUACGAGUAUAAGCGUAAUGUCUACGGAAAACUGUGAACAAAACUGUACAAUUCAACAAGUAGACCAAAAUAGUGAGGUACAAAACGAUGUGAAUGAAUUAUCCGCGGUAGCUGGAGGAAGCUCGGACGUAGAAUCUAAUGAAACAGCUAAUGAUGAAUUCAAUUACUUAAAACGCAACGAAUUCACUUCGGAAAUUUAUAAAAUAGAAGUACGGAAUUUGGGAUACUUUGGCAUUGGCGAAUUCAAGAAGCUAUUGAAAUCCAAGCUGAACUUAAACAUGACUAAGAUUAAAUCGCCGUUGAGAAAAGAAUUCGCUUUCGUUUGUUUUCGUAGUCAAGAGGACCAACAACGUGCAAUUGAAACUCUUAAUGGCUACAAGUGGAAAGGCAAAGUUUUACAAGCGUCUGCUGCGAAAGCAUCUGCCGAUCCGCUGCAGAAGCGCCGCAAUGAGCAUGCUCAGCGUGAGGAGGGAGCUGUGCAGCCAAAGCGUCAACGCACAUCUGCCGACGCAAUCUGUCCCUACGCCAACUUGCCUUACGAAGAACAAUUGCAAAAGAAAAGCAUUGAAAUGCAGGAGCUUCUAAAGAAAUUCACAAACAAAUUACGCAAUAUUAAUCAAGAAGCUAAGAAAAUAUUGAACGAUUUUCAAUUCGAUGGUGUGAAAGCGGCUCCGCAAAUCAAUGGAUAUCGAAACAAAAAUGAAUUCACUGUUGGGAAGAAUGUUCAGGGUGAAAUAGUUGUUGGCUUCCGUUUGGGAAGCUAUGCUGAUGGUUCGGUGGAAGUUUCGGAAAUACAAGACCUACCUCAUAUUCCAGAUUCGGCAAAGUGGGCGGCACAAAGUUUUCAACAGUUUGUUAGAAAUUCAAACUUUUUGCCUUUCAAUCCUGAGGACAAUUCUGGGCAUAUACGACAGUUGAUGGUGCGUACAUCUGCACAUACGGGUGAGAUAAUGUUGGUUGUUGGAGUUUAUUCCUCCAAUUUAAACGAUACUGAAGUGGUAGACUUGAAGAGUAAACUUAGAGAAUAUUACGAGACUUGUACCGAAAAUCAAAACGGGUUUAAAUGCACAUCAUUAUACUACCAAGAUGUAAAACAUAGGCAAGCGGGUCAAAUGGUGUCACCUGUCGAGCAUCUCUCCGGUAGCACGCAUAACACCGACACCAUACACUCUCUCUCUUUUAAGAUAAGUCCACUAGCAUUUUUUCAAAUAAACACUCAAGGCGCUGAAGUCCUUUACGAUAAAGCUAUCCAAUUAGCUGCACCCCAACCGCAUUCCACAGUGCUGGACAUUUGCUGCGGCACUGGCACAAUAGCCCUGGCCUUUUCAAAACAUUGCAAACAAGUCCUAGGAGUAGAAAUUAUACCAGAAGCAAUAAAAGACGCAGAGUUUAAUGCGGCAGCUAACAAGAUUGGGAAUUGUAAAUUUUUUGCUGGUAACGCAGAUGACUACAUACAGUCAAUGGUGCGUGAAGUUGUGUACGGCAACGCUCCUGGUGCGCCGCUAGACCUGAUAGCCGUAGUGGAUCCGCCGCGGGCCGGAUUACACAAUAAAUCAAUAGCAGCAAUACGCGCAGCAAGUGCGAUUAAACGACUGGUAUAUAUAUCUUGCAACCCGGUACAUGCCCAAAGAAAUUGGAUUGAAUUGGGCCGGCCUGAGUCGAAGCAAUACAAAGGCGAUCCCUUCUUCCCGAAAACAGCCAUUGCCGUAGAUAUGUUUCCACACACCACACACACAGAAUUGGUAAUUCUUUUCGAACGCAAGGCGCAGUCGGUAGCUCCAGGAAAAUCUGAGGAUGUGAAAACCAAGGAUAAUAGCGAUGACACUCCUGAUGCAAACCAAACUGAUAUCGUGAAAUGAAAGUCGACGUUGAAUCAACGAAAAGUUAACAUUUUUUUGUUCCAAGGAAUGUGUGAAUACGCUAAAUACUAAUAUUUUUGUUUAGCAGCAAAAAUAAUAAGUCCGAUUUCGUUUUGCAUAGUCUGAAAAAUUAUAAAUAAUAAUUGAAUAUAAAUAAAUUUUAUAUAAAUAUAACUUUAAA